GACAUUCUCUCACACAAACACACUGACACACACACAAACACACACACGCAUUUAAAGUGAUCAUGAAGGAGGAAGCUGCCUGUUUAAAGCUUGCUACGGUUGCAGACUGAUGUCUCGGACUAUGAGGAACGGCAACUCCCCCACUUUUCAACUGUGACCUCAAGGAUUUACAGAGAACUAGUGAGUGAGGAAGAGAGAGAAAGACAGAAAAAAGCAAAAGGAGGAGGGUUUAAGGAAUUCUGGUUCAAGUCAGGCAGUGGGGGCUCUUCUAGUGGAGAGACAAUCUGGGUAUGCCUCAGUAAAGCCACUGACAAGUCGGCUCCGAGCAUCUGUACUCUUCUGAAGGAAAAGUGAAGUCGCUGAAAGGGAAAAAAGAUCUACUGCCUGCACAGAGAAGCCAGCUGCACACACAGAAGACCAAACAGUGCAAUAGGAAACGCACCGAAGAAGGGAAAGAAGCAAAGAGAUCCAAGAGUCAAGCUGCAGCCAGUCGGAGCCACGGGAAUGGACCUAGGUGCCAGUUGGAUUAACCCCCGCGUACCCGCCGUGCUGUCUGAGGAGGAGGGCUGAGGAUCUGCUUCGACGUCAACCAACUCCUGAAUGAGGAUGAAUGGAGAUGUUCUUUAGCUAAGCCUCAAGACAAGACUCUUGCCAAUUGUGUGAGCAAGGACAACACUCGCUGACAGCUGGAGCAGGAGGUGGAGGUCGUGGCGGAGGAGGAGAGGACUGCUGGUGCUUCUGCCCCAGAGGAGAGGCAAGAAAGCGGGCAGGACACCGCGGAGGAUCAGGAGGGACUCGAGGGAGAGGGAGAGGUGGCGGGUGCCGGGCGCCGCAUGGCCGUGCAGAGGCUGGUGGCGGCAGCCGUGGCGGUAGCCCUGCUGUCCCUGGUGCUAAAUAAUGUUGCAGCCUUCACCCCCAGCUGGGUGCUGCAGGCCCUGGAGGACGGGCGCAAGCGCAGUGUGGGACUCUGGAGGAUGUGCCCGACCGGAGGAGAAAAGGGCCGAGAUGAUCUGCAGCCUGCAAGAAGAAGCCAGGGGACGUGGAGGCAGUGCGAAGGCCUGGGAUGGGGCUCUGAAUAUUCAGGCUACCAGGAGUCCCGCAGCACAGUCAAAUUGCAGUUUGACAUGAUGCGGGCAUGUAACCUGAUGGCGACGGUGGCCCUGACGGUCGGUCAGCUGAUAUUCCUGCUGGGCCUGAUGGAGCUGCCCUUCAUCACGCAGGAAUCCCAGUGGUGGGAGGAGGCCAUCGCUGCACUCUUCCAGCUAGCCAGUUUUGUGCUGGUGAUUGGACUCGUGACCUUCUACAGGAUCGGGCCGUACACACAGCUGUCGUACUCCUGCUACCUGGAUAUAGCCGCUUGCCUGCUGGCCACGUUGGCUGCGGCGAUGCUCAUCUGGAACAUUUUACAUCGCCGCGAUGACUGCCUCGCUCCCCGAGUUAUAAUCAUCAGCCGCUCACUUGCUUCACCUUUCCACCCGCGCCUGGACAAUGACUACGUGGAGUCGCCUUGUUGAACCAUGUGAAAAUAAGGGGGAUAGACUACACCGACUACACUGUGCUCACCUUUCACUACAGCUAGGAGCCUCCAAAGGGACUCUCCAGAGAAGAGGACUUUCCUGUUAUUCUACAACAGCUGGACGAUCAUUAACCUGCCAUUUUUAAGCUCUAUAUUUCACAACUAUCAGACAUUUUUGCUGCUUGGUGCACAAAAGUCAUAGUUUUAAAUCAAGUCAUUGCCCUAAACUUCCAGACAUAGUCUAAACUGUAUGACGUUUCAUUUAGUUGUGCUUGGGUGAGCUCAUUGGUAGCUAAACAAGGAAUUUGGAUGAGGACUGUGUUGAAACAUCCUGCUUAUGAAAGAUCAAGCUGGAACUUGACCUGUUAUUUGUGGACUUAAAUGGCCUCCUGCACAGCUAUGAAUUGGAAAUGAUGAAAUAUAUUAGAAAUGCAAUAACAGAAUACCUCGUAAUUGUUUAUGAUAUGUUGCAAGUAGGUUAAGUAACGAAGUAAAAACGAGAAGAGUCUAUAACGUUUUAAAGCAGCCAAUGAGAGGUGAUAUUUUAAUCAAAUGAACACAGAUGUCAUUAACUCGUAAAAUAAAUACAAAAUAGAAUAAAUAGAUAUAUGUCCUGCCAAUGAAUGUAUCUUAAUUGGAUUGUCAAAGCAGUAUUUCAUUUAUUAAUGGUAUUAAUGGUGUGUUUGGGCAAUGCAUUUCGAAAUGACAAACGGAUUGAAAUACAAUUUUCAUUUCCAUACGAAACUCUGCUUGCUUGUGGUACAUAUUGUGUAAUUAAAUUAAUAUAAUAUAGUUGUAUAAAAAAGCAGUGUCGUCAUUACUAGUAUUAUUAUUAUUAUUAUUAUUAUUAUUAUUAUUAUUAUUAUUAUUGUGACCAUAUUAUACUUCUGAAAAUAACUCCAGGCUCUCUAUGGGUUCUCCACAACGCCAAACAUAGUGGCACUCUCAGAUAAUGAAAAUAUUAUAUCGAUUCAAUAAAUGUACUGCCAAAUA
Molecule: messenger RNA, 2509 nt
Organism: Eleginops maclovinus (Patagonian blennie)
Lineage: Eukaryota; Metazoa; Chordata; Actinopteri; Perciformes; Eleginopidae
Gene: tmem204
Product: transmembrane protein 204
Exons: 3
Coding region: 834-1514 (226 amino acids)
Source: RefSeq, a predicted model, not a curated record